GUUGUUGCUGUUGCUGUGACGCAAUUUUAUCUAAUGGUUCAAUGAUUGGCGCCAACUGACGUUUUACGCGAGUCAACGAAUCCGCUUCUCCACGACGCAAUUCUGUGUACUUUUUUCGAACAUUUUCCCGGGCUUCAGUCAACAGUUUCAGCAAUGUUUCCUUAUCGGCACUCAUAUUGUAACAAAUGUGUCAAACUUGUAUCUGUAUCGGCCGUCGUCUCGCGCAAAGUCCAAACAAAUCACUGCGAAUCCGUACCGAUCCUUGUUCCAACACUCUUUGCAAAACUCUUUGAAUUCUCCAAAUUUCAUAUCGCAACACACGUAUUCAUCGUACGCGUGUCGUAGAUUAACUUCAUCCUGCCGGAACAACACCACCACAUUUGUGUUGUCACGUAACAUUUGUUUUUGUAUGCGCGACAGUGUUUGGGAGAGAAAAAAAACAUCAACUUGCCUGUGUCGUCCUCGCGCGAAAUAAUCACACAUUACAUUUUGUUUUUCCAUGACAACAUCGUCGAAUAUAAAAACCGAAUUGGGCAGGAUGUUGUCCACCGACGGUACAUCGUCGCCGUUUUCAUAGGUAAACAACUGCACUCCUUGGACGCCGCGUAAAACAUCCACGAGUAGUUGAUACUUGCACUGAUGCAACGAUUUCGAGUAAACGUAAACAUUUUCAAAUCGAAGUCCGUUGAUAUCGGUCAAUAGAGUAAACAUCAAGUUUGUUUUUCCACAAUUUGACGGUCCGCAAAUCAAUGCACGUAUUGUAUUUGGCAAUAGUUUACCGUGUUUACUAGGUGCAAUCUCACUACUUUUUUCAAAAUUCACGAUAGGUAGCGUGAGAGUCUGUUUUUUGAAACGCAUCGCACGUCAUCGAACAAUAACUGUCAAUAUGAAAAUAAUGGUUAAACAGAGACAACGUGGAAAACGAGGUGCAGGGAUAUUGAAUACUGUAAUCAACAAAUUACCAUUCGAAGCCCACAUUCCAGGUUAUCAAUUUGCGGGUCCUGGAACACGGUUAGAAAAGAGAUUAAAACGAGGUGAUAUUGGGGUGAACCCGCUUGAUGCUGCUUGCCGCAAUCACGAUAUAAUUUAUAGUAAAUACAAGAAUCUCGAAGACCGUCAUAAAGCGGACAAAGUGUUGGAACAUCAGGCUUGGGAACGAGUGUUGGCCAAAGACGCUAAAUUGCCUGAACGAGUCGCAGCUUGGAGUGUGACCAACGCGAUGAAAUUGAAACGUAAACUCGGUAUGGGUUUCAAACGAGUUGUGCAUGCGGCCAAACUCGAUAAAAAUGCCCAACAAAUGGAUUUACUGAGUGUGGCAAAACAAUCGUUGAAGGCGGCACGACGUGUGGUGAGAAAGAAAAAAAUUCCACUGCCCCGUACCAUAAACGUUCCAAAAACUAAAGGCGGUGUACUACCGCUUAUACCUAUAUUUGCCGGACUGUCGGCGUUGGGAGCUUUAGCCGGCGGUGCUGCAAAUGUGGUCAAGAUGGCUACCGAACUUAGCCGUAAAGGCAAUACAGCGAUAAGCAUGGGUAAAGGAUUUUACUUGCAACCAUACAAAUCGGGGUCUGGUUUCAAAUUGACGACGAGUACGAAAAAGAUGAUUCGAAAAAAUCAGACGAAAAAAACAAAAAACUAAUUUCGCAGCUACCCGAUCGUGCCUUGUACGAUGUUGAAAUUGCAAAUUUCGGUAGUCGAGCGUUCGACCAUAAAGUGUUUCGUGGCGUGUUUUGUCGUGACACAUUACCUAAGUCGGGACCGAAAAUGACCGAAAUGGCUGUAGUGAACUUGGAUCUUUCCACUAACCCUGGCACGCAUUGGGUAGCUUAUAGUAAACGCGGUAAACGUGUUACGUAUUUUGACAGUUUUGGUAAUUUACCACCACCGUUGGAACUGCAACGAUACUUUAAAGGAUGUACAAUCGUGCACAACUAUAGUAGAUGUCAAAACUUCGACGAGGUAAAUUGUGGUCACUUGUGUUUGGAAUUUUUAA
Messenger RNA from Daktulosphaira vitifoliae (grape phylloxera), 1993 nucleotides. RefSeq lists its product as uncharacterized. The record is from RefSeq and is a predicted model, not a curated record. The transcript is spliced from 2 exons. Gene Ontology annotation, molecular function: structural molecule activity. The coding region runs from base 887 to 1639 and encodes 250 amino acids. Lineage: Eukaryota; Metazoa; Arthropoda; Insecta; Hemiptera; Phylloxeridae.